Messenger RNA from Drosophila grimshawi, 2129 nucleotides. It is a transcript of the gene Rdl, whose product is annotated as gamma-aminobutyric acid receptor subunit beta. Gene Ontology annotation, biological process: chloride transmembrane transport; signal transduction; regulation of membrane potential. NCBI's taxonomy places the organism in Eukaryota, Metazoa, Arthropoda, Insecta, Diptera, Drosophilidae. The record is from RefSeq and is a predicted model, not a curated record. The transcript has 10 exons. Gene Ontology annotation, molecular function: extracellular ligand-gated monoatomic ion channel activity; chloride channel activity; neurotransmitter receptor activity. Gene Ontology annotation, cellular component: membrane; neuron projection; synapse.
ACAACAAAACACAACACAACAAAUUGCACCACCAUGAGUGAUUCAGCAAUGGACAAAUUAAUAAAACUGACGCCCCGCACCCGAACACCCCUGUUAACUAUUUGGCUGGCCAUCAACAUGGCGCUAAUCGUACAGGAGACGGACCCCAGAAGGAGCGCCACAGUGCAAUCCGCAACUGGUGGCGGCAGCAUGUUGGGUGACGUAAACAUAUCCGCUAUACUCGACUCCUUUAGUGUUAGUUACGACAAAAGAGUAAGACCCAAUUAUGGUGGACCUCCUGUCGAAGUCGGAGUCACCAUGUAUGUGCUAUCAAUCAGCUCGCUCUCAGAAGUGAAAAUGGACUUUACAUUGGAUUUUUACUUUCGUCAAUUUUGGACCGAUCCUCGUUUAGCGUAUAGAAAACGACCUGGUGUAGAAACACUAUCGGUUGGAUCAGAAUUCAUAAAAAAUAUUUGGGUACCUGACACCUUUUUUGUAAAAUGAAAACAAUCAUAUUUUCACAUUGCAACAACCAGUAAUGAGUUCAUUCGAGUGCAUCAUUCUGGAUCGAUAACAAGAAGUAUUAGAUUGACUAUCACCGCAUCGUGUCCCAUGAAUCUGCAGUAUUUCCCAAUGGAUCGGCAACUGUGUCACAUCGAAAUCGAAAGCUUCGGAUACACGAUGCGUGACAUACGCUAUAAAUGGAAUGAAGGCCCUAACUCGGUUGGUGUCUCGAGUGAGGUAUCGCUGCCCCAAUUUAAGGUCUUGGGUCAUCGUCAAAGAGCCAUGGAGAUCAGUCUUACCACAGGCAACUAUUCGCGUUUAGCCUGCGAAAUACAAUUCGUGCGCUCGAUGGGCUAUUAUCUUAUACAAAUCUACAUACCCUCUGGACUGAUCGUUAUUAUAUCAUGGGUAUCAUUUUGGCUCAAUCGCAAUGCAACGCCGGCGCGUGUGGCGCUCGGUGUGACAACCGUGUUGACAAUGACCACAUUGAUGUCGUCAACAAAUGCAGCGCUGCCAAAGAUUUCAUACGUCAAAUCGAUUGACGUCUAUCUGGGAACAUGCUUCGUUAUGGUCUUUGCCAGUCUACUGGAAUACGCCACCGUCGGCUAUAUGGCAAAACGAAUUCAAAUGCGAAAACAAAGAUUUAUGGCGAUCCAAAAGAUAGCUGAGCAGAAAAAGCAACAGCUCGAUGGUGUGCAGCAGCAGGCCAAUCCGAAUCCGAAUGUCGGAGGCGGACCCGGUCCUGAGCAUGGACAUGGGCAUGGUCAUCAUGCCCACAGCCAUGGUCAUCCGCAUGCGCCCAAACAAACAGUGAGAUUCAAGGUCCACGACCCCAAGGCACACUCCAAAGGUGGGACCCUGGAGAAUACGGUAAAUGGCGGCCGUGGCGGACCCCAGUCCCAUGGACCAGGACCAGCACCAGGCGGUGGCCCAGGUGGUCCACCCGGUGUCGGUGGUGGUGGUGGCGGUCCGCCAGUUGCUGGCGGCGAUCCAGAGGCAGCAGUGCCCGCACACCUUAUGCAUCCGGGCAAAGUAAAAAAGGAUAUUAACAAGCUGCUGGGCAUAACACCCUCGGAUAUUGACAAAUACUCGCGCAUUGUGUUUCCCGUGUGCUUUGUCUGCUUCAAUCUGAUGUACUGGAUAAUCUAUCUGCACGUCAGCGAUGUCGUCGCCGAUGAUCUUGUCCUGCUGGGGGAGGAAUAAGUCUGGACGAGGCAACGGCUGUGGAGGCUGACGACAAGCGAGAGAACAGCGCACAAGAGAGUCAAACUGUGCAGGGCGCUGAAAAACAAAAAAAGAAAAAAAAAACAUAAAAAAAAAAAAUAACCAAAACUAAUUUUAACUAGCGAUAUGAAAAUGCAAAGGCAACAUAUUAUUGUUAAAUACUAAUUGAAAAUAAAAAAAAGAAACACAAAGACACACAUAUUAAAGACGAGAGCAAAGAGGAAUAUUGUUAAAUAGAUUUACGCAAAAAAUACAUAGCAUAAAUAAGAAGGAGAAGGAUUUGGAGAAGAAGAAUAAGCAACACGAUGAAUAAUCAAAAGCAGCAGUAUAGCAAAUAGUAGAGUAUAAAGAGGUUAUAAGGGGAAGACGAAGCAAAUUAAAACAUAUGUUAAAAAAAAAACAUUAAAGAAGAUAACGCAACA